AUGUCGACCACGACUAACAAGGAGCAGCCAUACCUUCGUUGGGAGCUCAAUUUGGAAACUUUUUUGGAUCACUCCCCUGCAACUUUUCCCUUCACGCAUCCAAACGACAAUGUGUUGUACGACAAUGUCGAAACACUCGACAUUUUUAAUUGGAACGACGAUGUGAGAGCCGACCAGACAGCAUUACUUCCAACUGAGUUCAACCACUCAAAUGUUCCGAAUUGGAAUUAUAAUUCAACAGGCGACAUAGCAACCGCUUCCUUGGAUCCGUUCAUGAACUUCCAAAAUUUCACAUCAUUUGAGCCAAACACGUUCUCCUCAAGUGACGAUAGGUAUUUUCAGGGUCUUUGCGAUGGAAUCGAUAUGGGCAUCGAUUUUCACGGCCAAGAAAUGAAUUUCUUCGCGUCAGCACCGAAGACAACUACGGAACAACAAGACUUUAUUUCCGGAGAGGCUGAUACCAACACUACUCUUAUUGGGCAACAAGCUACGCCUCCAGCUCCCCUCAUUGGGUCCUUCGCGAAUAAUAUCGCCCCCGCCCCUCGUUUUGCUUGCAACUUCAUUGGUUGUGGUAAGACGUUUGGACGCCAAAGUGACUGCAAUCGUCACAUGAAGAAGCAUGAAGCUCCAGAGUACUCUUGCCACGCACCCGGAUGUGGCAGGGAAUUUUAUCGUCGUGACAAGAUGAUGGAUCACGCUCGACGAGUUCAUCAAUAG
Botrytis fragariae is the source of this 717-nucleotide messenger RNA. RefSeq lists its product as uncharacterized. The record is from RefSeq and is a predicted model, not a curated record. The transcript has 2 exons. Lineage: Eukaryota; Fungi; Ascomycota; Leotiomycetes; Helotiales; Sclerotiniaceae. Gene Ontology annotation, cellular component: nucleus. Bases 1 to 717 code for a protein of 238 amino acids. Gene Ontology annotation, biological process: regulation of transcription by RNA polymerase II.